Molecule: messenger RNA, 1187 nt
Organism: Cucurbita moschata (crookneck pumpkin)
Lineage: Eukaryota; Viridiplantae; Streptophyta; Magnoliopsida; Cucurbitales; Cucurbitaceae
Product: GEM-like protein 5
Exons: 3
Coding region: 240-1025 (261 amino acids)
Source: RefSeq, a predicted model, not a curated record
UUCAAUUGUUCCAGAUUUUUCCAUUUUCGUAUUCACAACUCCGUCCACCGUCGACCGCCGUCAUUUUCCAUUUGAAAAAUCCUUCCAAAACCCCUCGAAUUUUCCCUUUUUCUUUCUACCGAAGGAAUCAUUUACAAUUCCUUCUUCCAGAAACCGCGUCGCCUUUCUCCGAUCCCAAUCCCGAUCCAUCCCUAUAAAACCCUCCCCCUCCACCAUCAUCUCUCAAUCGGAAAUCCACCAUGGCCGGAGCAUCUGAACAUCCUAAACCCACCGAAUCUCAGGCUUCCCCUGUUCCGCCGCCCUCCACGGAGGAGGAAUCAAAGAAAUGGGGGACACACGUUAUGGGGCCGCCGGCGGCUCCCUCUGAGCAUCCGGAUAACCAUAAGGCGGCGUUCUGGAACGCCGCGGACCAGCAGAAGAUCCACCACCAUCCGUACGUGCAGUACUCUCCGAUGGAUCAUCGGCCGAGUACUAACCCGUUCGAGCCUGUGGUACACGCUUUCAAUUCGUGGAGCAACAAAGCAGAGACUAUGGCGCGGAACAUCUGGCAUAAUCUGAGGACUGGACCGUCGAUGUCCGAGGCGGCUUGGGGGAAAUUGAACUUGACGGCGAAGGCUAUAACGGAAGGCGGAUUUGAGUCUCUGUUUAAGCAGACUUUCGCGACGGAGCCAAAUGAGAAGCUGAUGAAAAGCUUUGCUUGCUAUCUCUCCACCGCGACGGGUCCGGUGGCCGGAACUCUGUAUUUGUCGACGGUGCGUCUGGGUUUUUGUAGCGAUCGCCCACUUUACUUCACCGCUCCCUCUGGUCAACCAUCUUGGAGCUACUACAAGGUAAUGAUACCGCUGUCGCAUAUACCAGCAGUGAACCCAGUGACGAUGCCGGGAAACCCAUCGGCGAGGUACCUCCAGAUCACCACCGUGGACGGCCAUGAGUUUUGGUUUAUGGGUUUUGUGAAUUUCGAGAAGGCAACGCACCACCUCUUGAACGCCGUCUCCGUCCACAAUGCGCCACCGUUUACCGCCUGACCGGACAUUCUUUUCACCAUGCUGAGCAUUUCAUUAUAUAGAUAUUUUUUUACUUAAAUUGUGGCUUUCUUGUUGUAUAUGUACUUUUUGUAGCUUGCGAGUCUUUUACACUCCCAUUGUACUAUUGCUAGUAUACAAUAAAUCAUUUAUUUUUGUGUAUUA